Molecule: messenger RNA, 156 nt
Organism: Funneliformis mosseae
Lineage: Eukaryota; Fungi; Glomeromycota; Glomeromycetes; Glomerales; Glomeraceae
Source: the annotation of a GenBank genome assembly
AUGAUAAAUGUAUGGCUUUGGGCUAAAGUCUCUGAUGGUGCGUUAAUAGCUGAUGGUAAAUAUGAACUACUUCAAGGAAUUUACUACGUUAUUGCACAAUUCGCAGAUGCAUUGGUGGGAUCAUUGCUUAUACAAUUAAUUCCGAUGCAGCUAUAA